Molecule: messenger RNA, 345 nt
Organism: Coccinella septempunctata (seven-spotted ladybird)
Lineage: Eukaryota; Metazoa; Arthropoda; Insecta; Coleoptera; Coccinellidae
Exons: 1
Coding region: 1-345 (114 amino acids)
Source: RefSeq, a predicted model, not a curated record
AUGGAGGCAAUGAUCUUCGGAGCAGUAUGCUCACCACUUGCUGCACAGUACAUCAAAAACAGAAAUGCUUCUGAAUUCCAAGAUGAAUAUCCACGAGCAGCUAAUGCUAUCAAAUAUACUCAUUACAUGGACGACUAUUUAGAUAGUGUAGAUACCGUAGAAGAAGUAAUUCAGCUGAUAAAAGAAGUUAUUCAUAUACAUUCAGAAGGAGGAUUUGAAAUACGAUGUUGGAUAAGUAAUUCUAAGGAAAUUCUAAAUCAAGUUCCUGACGAAUUGAGAAACAUAGAUUGUAAUUCGACCACCGAAAAUAUUCUACCAACGGAAAGAAUAAUGGGAUCCAAAUGA